AUGCUCCCUCGCUCGGCCCGCUCGGGUGCCUCGAAGCAGUUGCUGCGCUCUGUCUCGACCAUGACGGCGCAGACGUCGCACCCGAACAAGGGUCUUACCAAGUACGGCGGUGUCUACACGGCUACGCUUAUCCCCGGUGACGGUAUCGGUAAGGAAAUCACCGGCUCGGUCAAGGAGAUCUUUGACAGCCUCAACGUGCCCAUCGAGUGGGAGGAGUAUGAGCUUUCAGGUGAGCACGACGGCAACGACUCGCUUUUCCUGCAGGCCAUGGACAGCUUGCGCCGUAACAAGGUUGGUCUGAAGGGUACUCUUUACACUCCCACUGGUGCUGGUACGCACAACAGUUGGAACGUCGCUAUGCGUCAGCAGCUUGAUAUCUACGCGUCAAUGACGCACUGCAAGACCCUGGAAGGCUACCCGACUCGUCACAAGAACGUCGACUUUACCAUCAUUCGUGAGAACACAGAGGGCGAGUACUCGGGUCUGGAACACAGCCCCUCGCCCGGCAUUGUCGAGUCGCUGAAGGUCUCGACGCGCUUCAAGGCCGAGCGUAUCUCGCGCUUUGCUUUCGACUUUGCCCUGAAGAACGGUCGCAAGCAUGUCACCUGUGUGCACAAGGCCAAUAUUAUGAAGCUCGGUGACGGUCUGUUCCUCAACACUUUCCGCCGCGUCGCUGAGGAGUACAAGAAUGCCGGCAUCACAGCCAGUGAUAUGAUUGUCGACAACACGUCGAUGCAGCUUGUCGGCCGCCCACAGCAGUUCGACGUCAUGGUCAUGCCCAACCUGUAUGGUAACAUUGUGUCGAACAUCGGCGCUGCCCUGGUCGGUGGCCCUGGUACGGUCCCGGGUGCCAACAUUGGCCGUGAGUUUGCUCUGUACGAGCCUGGUUGCCGUCACGUCGCGAAGGAUAUUGAGGGCACAAACAAGGCCAACCCGGCUGCGAUGAUUCUUAGCGCCACGAUGAUGCUCCGUCACUUUGGUCUGGACUACCAGGCCAACCAGAUCGCCACGAGUGUGUACCGCGUCAUUGCCGACGGCAAGGUCCGUACGGCUGACAUGGGUGGCCACUCGACGACGCAGCAGUUCACGGAGGCCGUGCUGAAGAACCUGUAA
Messenger RNA from Malassezia pachydermatis, 1113 nucleotides. RefSeq names its product mitochondrial nad-dependent isocitrate dehydrogenase subunit 1 precursor. Gene Ontology annotation, cellular component: mitochondrion. The transcript is spliced from 3 exons. The record is from RefSeq and is a predicted model, not a curated record. NCBI's taxonomy places the organism in Eukaryota, Fungi, Basidiomycota, Malasseziomycetes, Malasseziales, Malasseziaceae. Gene Ontology annotation, molecular function: isocitrate dehydrogenase (NAD+) activity. The coding region runs from base 1 to 1113 and encodes 370 amino acids. Gene Ontology annotation, biological process: isocitrate metabolic process; tricarboxylic acid cycle.